CGGGGCUGAAGCGGCGGAGUUGGUUCGGGAGCCGGGAGGUCGGGUCGGGGCGGCGGCGCCGGGGGAAUGAACACUUCCAGGACAUGUGUUUCACACUCGAGUGAGAAGGUGCCCCAGGUGAGGUCCCAGCAGUAUGGAUCAGGAUGAAUUUCCACCCCCACCUCCUGAAGUCCUAGAGAACGAACUUCUGUAUGCUGAUGAUGAUGAUCACGAAGAGGGGAAAGCCUUUGAUUUUGACAGUGAUGAGGUGCCGGAAGCAGACCGCGAGCCCGUGGAAUCUGUACCCCUGUUCAUAAAUGCCCAAGGACGGGGCCCUCUCCCAGACUCCACUCCGGAAAGUGUGGCUGUCAAGGCUUCACCUGAGAACAAUGGGUACUACGAAAUAUCGGAAACCAGCAGGUUGGACCCACACACAAAUGAUUCAGCUCAAACCCCAGAGACAAACGCACAAGAAAAUGACACAGCUGCCAGGUUACCGAAUGCAGAGGAACAGACCACAGCUGAUCGGCCACCUGCAAAAGUGAAUCCGUAUUCAGUUAUAGAUAUCAGUCCGCUCCAGGAGGUUGAACAAGUGGAGUUCUCAGGAGCUGAGCAAGGCCACCAGGAUGAUAAGGCAAUGGUCCAUGUGCAAUCCCCUGGAUAUUGUGUACCAGUUCCCUGUGGGUACGCUGUACCAUCCAAUGUACCAGUGCUGGUGCCUACAUACUCAGCACCCGUGACUUUAAUAAGAAAUAUUUCUGUCGAUGAGGAAGGACUAUUGCAAAGUGAAGAAUUUCAAGGUAGUCCUACUCAAUCAAGCAGUCAACAGGCUGGUGAAGAUUACCUGGCUUUUGAAACAGGAAACGCCUUCACCAAAUGGGCUUCCGACCCAGCAAAUACAGCAUGGUUAGAAGGUCAGGAUGAGGUGAUUUAUGAUGACGUGCCAAGAGAGAGCUCAGAUGCAUCGGCAACAGAUCCAGAGGAACUGAUCUAUGACGACGUGGAACAUGGAGAUGAGGCAGCCGCGAGUCCGUUGGAAUAUGGCUGGAGCUCCAGUGAGUUUGAGAGUUACGAAGAUCAGAGCGACGGGGAGUCGAAAAUGGAAAAUGGAAUUCCCAAUUCCUUUCUCCAAGGCAAAUCUCACAAGAAUAAGAUCCACCUGUCCCAGGACCUGAGUCGACUGAAGGAGCAUUAUGAGAAGAAGAUGAAGGAACUAGCGAGUGCUGUUGGAAGUGUAGAGCUGCAACAGCUGAAGCAGAAGCAGGAACGCAAGAUGCAACAGUUGAUGAAAACUGCAAAGGAAGGCACUAAAGAUGGAAUAGAGAAGACCAAAGCUGCCGUGCUGAAGACAGGCCGCUCAUUUAUCCGGCACAGGUAUCAAGAAUAUUCCUCUCUCGGCUUGUUAAUUUGGCCAAAAAUAGAAGCACUGCUUAAUGUGGUGACUGUGAUCGACUGGAGAAUGGCCUUUGCAGGCAAUGGAAAUGUUAAAGCCCAUGCGAGAAAUUGCAGCUCAUCAGAGAUGAAAGAUCAGCGGUUGGGGUGCCUGGAUGAAGAGGAGCAGAAUCUCUUUAUUGACGUGGACUGCAAGCAUCCAGAGCCAGAGAUGACACCAAUGCCUGAAGGGCUGACACAGCAACAGGUGAUCCGGCGAUAUAUUCUUGGUUCCAUUGUUGAGAGUGAGAAGAAUUACGUGGAUGCAUUGAAGCGAAUUCUAGAGCAAUACAAGAAGCCUCUUUCAGAAAUGGAUCCAAAACUACUCAGUGAACGGAAACUCAAAAUGGUAUUUUACCGAAUAAAGGAGAUUCUUCAGUGCCAUUCGCUGUUCCAGAUUGCCUUAGCCAGCCGAGUGACCGAAUGGGACUCGGUUGAGAUGAUUGGAGAUGUCUUUGUUGCCUCGUUUUCAAAGUCAAUGGUACUUGAUGCAUACAGUGAAUACGUCAACAACUUUAGCACUGCCAUGGCAGUUCUGAAGAAAGUAUGUGCCACCAAACCUGCCUUUCUGGAAUUUUUGAAAAACUGCCACGAGUUGAGCUCUGACCGUAUUACAUUGUAUGGGUUGAUGAUGAAGCCAAUCCAACGGUUUCCGCAGUUCAUUCUUCUGCUCCAAGACAUGCUGAGGAACACACCGAAGGGACACCCUGAUAGACUUCCACUCCAGAUGGCUCUCACUGAGUUGGAAACACUGGCAGAAAAACUGAACGAGCAGAAACGGGAAGCAGAUCAGCGUUGUGAAAUGAAGCAGAUUGCAAAAGCGAUGAACGAACGUUACUUGAACAAGCUUCUUCGCAGUGGAAACAGAUACCUCAUCAGAUCAGAUGAUAUGAUGGAAACGGUUUACAAUGAAAAGGGAGAAACGGUGAAGACCAAAGAGCGACGCCUGUUCAUGUUGAACGAUGUUCUUAUGUGUGCCACGGUCAGUUCCCGACCCCAGCACGACAGCAGUGGAGUGGUGUCCUCUGGAGUGAGGUACUUACUCAAGUGGAGCGUCCCACUGAAGCAGGUUGAGGUGGUCGAGUUUGGUAACAGUGAGGAUUUGGCAGAGAAAAGUCGAUACAUGCCUCCACGUUCUGGAGAAAAGGUUCUAAUCAGUACAAAGCCAAACAAGCUGUACAUGGGACCAUGCCAGCUGUAUCAGGACUUGCAGAACCUCAUGCACGAUUUAAGUGUGGUUGGCCAGAUUGCACAGCUUGUUGCUACUUUAAAAGGAAAUUAUCAGAAUUUAAAUCCGAGUGUGAGCCAGGACUGGGCGGCUGGUCUUCAGAAACUCAUAUAUAAAAAGGAAGAAGAAAUAAGAGCUGCAGAUCGCUGCAGAAUCCAACUGCAGUUGCCAGGAAAACCAGACAAUGAGGAAAUCCAACGCCAUCGGUUGGGAGCCCUGGGGCACAAAACCUGUGAAGGUUUAAACUCUUCGAAGGCAAUGUAUGGGAAACUUGCAUUCUUCACUGCCGUUUUCAAUACAUUCACUCCAACGAAUAAACUUUCCUGGAUGAGCAGUUUACAGAUGGCCAAACUGGCCCUAGCCGAAGAAAACCAGCUGGGCUGGUACUGUGCAGAGGAUGACGGCAAAGAAGUAAAGCGGCAGAAACAUCCCCUUCUUGUCAGACACAUGCCCGUGAUGAUGUCAAAACUUCAGGAAUUCAAGGUUGAAUGUGCUGUCCAUAACCCAGAAUGCUGCAGUGCAUCUGAUGCACCAAACUCAUUCUCCAUGGAGCACGGGUAUUUGUGGAUUGGAAGCUGCACCAACCAAAUGGGGCAGAUCACCAUCGUCGCACUUCACAACUCCAACCCGAAAGUCAUCGAGUGUUUCAACGUCGAGUCCCGUAUACUGGCCAUGGCGUACGUACCGGACCAAGGCAAACUCGAAGACUCUGCAGUCUUCCCCGACUCUGAAGCUGCAACUGCAAAGGCCACUGAGAGCCCAACCGUGUGUCUCGGCAUGGAGGAGGGGAGCAUUUCAGUCUACAAGAGCAGUCAAGCUUCAAAAAAAGUGCGUCUUCAGCAUUUCUUUGCUCCUGACAAGUCGACAGUGGUGAGCCUGGUCUAUAGGUUUCGGUGCCUGUAUGCUGGACUCGUCAAUGGCAACAUCUGCAUCUAUACGAAGGCAGAAGAUGGGUUAUGGAAUGCUGAUUCUCCAAAGGUGCUGAGACUUGGUGAUCUGCCAGUUAAAUCCAUCCUAGUAAUGGAAGACUCGAUCUGGACGGCUUCUGGGGGACAGGUUUUCAUCAUCAGCACCCAGACACACACGGUGCAGCAACAGUUCGAGGCUCAUCAGGAAGAAGGGAUGGUGAUCUCACACAUGGCUGUAGCUGGGGUUGGAGUCUGGAUUGCCUUCAGCUCUGGAUCUGCCCUGCGCUUGUUUCACACAGAAACACUCGAACACCUUCAGGAUAUCAACAUUGCAACUCCCAUCCAUAACAUGAUACCAGGUAAAUGA
This is a messenger RNA of Pristis pectinata (smalltooth sawfish), 3913 nucleotides long. RefSeq names its product Rho guanine nucleotide exchange factor (GEF) 10 (gene arhgef10). The record is from RefSeq and is a predicted model, not a curated record. Gene Ontology annotation, cellular component: centrosome. Lineage: Eukaryota; Metazoa; Chordata; Chondrichthyes; Rhinopristiformes; Pristidae. Bases 134 to 3913 code for a protein of 1259 amino acids. Gene Ontology annotation, molecular function: guanyl-nucleotide exchange factor activity; protein binding. Gene Ontology annotation, biological process: actin cytoskeleton organization; mitotic spindle assembly; positive regulation of stress fiber assembly. The transcript is spliced from 29 exons.